Molecule: messenger RNA, 2527 nt
Organism: Rhizophagus irregularis DAOM 181602=DAOM 197198
Lineage: Eukaryota; Fungi; Glomeromycota; Glomeromycetes; Glomerales; Glomeraceae
Source: RefSeq, a predicted model, not a curated record
AUUAGUGUAACGAAGACAAAAUCUGGUAUCAAACUUUCUAAGAAAGAUGACGAAUAUCCAAUGACAGAUAUAACAGAUUAUCCAUACCUUGUUCAAAGGAAAUCGCUUGCUGCUUCCUAUUUCAGAAAAUUUGAUUCUCUCAAACCAACAGAUCGAAAUUCAAUACAAUGUACAGCCUUCAGAAGUCGAUUUGGUAGAGGGGGUCGUAGAAGAAGGAUUAUCGAUCGUCUUGACGUCUUUUCCUAUCGACGCAUACGAGAGACCAACGAAAGGUACAAGUAUGAUUCAGAUGGAAUUGAUGAUGUUUUCAGUGACGACGAGUUGAACCAAGAUGAUGAAGAGAAGGAAGAAAAUUACACAGAAAAUAUAAUCCGGUUUCAUUUGUUUAAAGAGGAGGAUUAUCAAAAUCUUGGCGUUUAUCGUCGGAUACAAAAAGAAAAACAAAGUUCUCCUACGAAACAACAAAGCUUCGAUGCUUUAACGGGAAACAAUAUACCUGCUCAAAAUCCUCAACAUACACCUUUAACUUUAACAAAUCCAGAACAGCGAAUAAAUGAACUGCGUCUUGCGUCUCGUUCAAAUACGGAAUCUCGCACUGUCUCACAAUUAGAUGCUCGCGCGAAUCAAGAUUCUCGUCAAAAAAUAGAUUUGGAUCAUCGCACAGGUGCUGACUCUCGAAUCAAUAAUAUGAGAAAUAAUGGACUAGAUGCCCGUGCGAAUGUUAAUAAUAUAUCGAAUGUUGACUCACGUACAUUUAUCGAUUCGCGUACUUAUAAUGGUUUGAAUCGAAAUCAAAGUGUCAAUACUGAAUCAAGUUCAAGACUAGUCAACAGUGUUAAUACUGCAGAUCCACGGGCACAUAACGGUCUUAUUUUAAGACCUACUGUGACGUUGAAUCAUCGCGAAAACAUGACGAAUCCAUAUAGACGCCCAAUACCAAAAAAUAUUCGGAUGCCAGAUGAUCCCAAUAAUAAUUCUAUCGGAGGUGUUACAAACGUUGUAUCUGCUCUAAAUGGGUUGACGCCUGCAUCACUAGCUGUAGGAUCAAACAAUACAAGUAUAUCAGCCACCAGUUCACUUGCUAAAAAUCCAAUUACACAAAUAAAUUCUUCAGCAAGACCAUUAUCAAGUAAUAACAACACAAAUGGUCAAGGAAAUGGCGAUGGACUUACACGUACAUUAUCUAACCCAGGAAUGAUUACAAACAAUGCGGGACAACUAGUAGGACAGAUUUUAAUGAGUUCUUCAGGUCAGAUGUUAGAUCCCAGUAAGAUUAAUGUGAACUCUGCAGGUCAAUUAGAAGCACAAAAGAUUAAUACGGUUAAACAACAAAGAAAUAGAGUACAGUUUACUCCAGAACAAAUAAGCCAACUUUCUGAUUCAAAUCCAGCUUUUAUGCAACAAAUGCAAAAAAUAAUGUCUAUGAAAUCAUCGUCGAAUCCUUCUACAAGCACUGUUACUCAACAAAUAAAUAAUCAAAAUAGUCAACGUCAAACUACAGUUCAAACUUCAAGGCAACAAAAUAUUACAGUGCCAAGUGUUGGAUCAAACAUACCUUCUAAUUCCACUGUUCCACAAAACAUUGUUCUUUCAUCUGGGAUGGUACAAUCCCCUAUGAGGCAGAAUAACAUAGUACAAUCAAGUGGAUCGAGCGGUUCAGUGCCUCAAAAUUUUGCCCUUGCUAAUGGGUUCAAUAUAUCGCCAUCAUCUGGAUCGUCAAAUGUAAGACAAAAUAUUGUACAAUCAAAUGGUGUAUUGAGACAACAAAAUGUUUCUAUUGGUGUUAAUGGAUCACAAAACAAUGUGAACGCUAACAUAUCUCUUGGCUCGCAGACGAUCAAUGUGAAUCCAAAUGUCACAAUUGGCACCAACGGUCCUCAACGAUUCGUUCAUCCAAUUCAUCAAAAUGGUAUAGUUAACAUUAAUAAUAUGCCCGGUGUUAUUUCAACAAAUGGACAAUCAACUCCUAUAAGAACCAUCAAUUUAGGAAAUCGAAGCUAUACACUUGGAGCAGCUAAUAAUAUGGUUCAACUUAACGGAAUGAGACCAGGUUUAGCUAACAUGGGGGUUAACCCUAUUAAUGCUAGACACCUUGGCACUUCAACAAAUCUUCGACAGAUGGUGCCUAUAAUGAGUCAAAAUGUGUUAAACGGUGCAAUGUUAAAUAAUCUAAUACUUCCAAGUCAAAGUCCAAGACAAAAUAACGUAAGCCCAUCAAGUGUAUCGACUUCAAAUGGUGGCAACAAUUCUGUUGGAACACCUUCACCACAACCUCAAGCAGAACAAAGAACUGUUCGUUAGAGUGUUAUGUAUAUACUUUUUUGGGGUGAAGGAAUUAAUUUUAGCAAGAACUUUAUAUUAAUAUUUUCUUUCCAAAGAUAAUUAAUUAGGGAAAAUUUUUCCCUUCAAUUGAAAAAAAAAAUGAAAGGCUUGAUUUUGAUUAUUCAGAGAAUAUUUUCAGAACCAGCAAGCAGUUCUUAAUAUAACACUCACCAUAUAAAAGGAAAAAAAAAUGAAUUAGUUUUUG